Molecule: messenger RNA, 2814 nt
Organism: Trichomycterus rosablanca
Lineage: Eukaryota; Metazoa; Chordata; Actinopteri; Siluriformes; Trichomycteridae
Exons: 2
Molecular function (GO): catalytic activity
Source: RefSeq, a predicted model, not a curated record
AUGCGAGUUCAUCUAAGAGAUACCAUACCGGAUCGGUCGAGGCCCGGGUUAACAACGACCGCCACUGGUGCUGUUGACAAACAGGGUGCUUGUGGAAAUUGUGCUACUGUUAGUCGAAGACCGCGAGGAGGGAAACGUGUCAGGAGACAGAAAGAGAGGAGGAAAGUCAAGAGUGUAGGACUGAGGGUGGCAACUCUAAAUGUGGGGACAAUGACAGGCAAAGGUAGAGAGCUGGCUGACAUGAUGCAGAGAAGGAAGGUAGAUGUUUUAUGUGUUCAAGAGACCAAGUGGAGGGGCAGUAAGGCUUACAGCAUUGGAGCAGGGUUUAAACUGUUUUACCAUGGUGUGGAUAGAAAGAGAAAUGGAGUAGGGGUGGUCUUGAAAGAGGAGUUAGCAAAGAAUGUAGUAGAGGUGAAAAGAGUGUCAGAUAGGGUGAUGUGUCUGAAGGUAGAGGUAGAAGGUAUGAUGUUGAAUGUUGUCAGUGGUUAUGCUCCACAGGUGGGUUGUGAGAAAGAGGAAAAAGAGAAGUUCUGGAGGGAUCUAGAUGAAGUGAUAGAGAGUAUUCCCAAGGAGGAGAGAGUGGUGAUCGGAGCAGACCUAAAUGGACAUGUUGGUGAAGGAAACAGAGGAGAUGAGGAAGUGAUGGGUAGGUUUGGUGUCAAGGAAAGGAACCAGGAAGGACAGAUGGUGGUGGAUUUUGCCAAGAGGAUGGAAAUGGCUGUAGUCAACACCUAUUUCCAAAAACGGGAGGAACAUAGGGUGACCUAUAAGAGUGGAGGAAGGAGUUCACAAGUAGACUACAUUCUGUGUAGAAGAGGAAACCUGACAGAGAUUGGGGACUGUAAGGUUGUGGUAGGAGAGAGUGUGGCCAGACAGCAUCGGAUGGUGGUGUGUAGAAUGACUGUUGUUGUGAAGAAAAGAAAAAGAGUCAAAUUAGAGAAAAAGACCAAAUGGUGGAAGCUGAGGAAGGAGGAAUGUGGUGAAGAGUUCAGAGAGGAGCUGUUAAAGACUCUGGGUGGUAAGAAAGAGCUUCCAGAUGACUGGGCUACAACAGCAACGGUGAUUAGAGAGACAGGUAGGAAGGUACUUGGUGUGGCAUCUGGACAGAGAAAAGAGGAUAAGGAAACCUGGUGGUGGAAUAGUGAAGUGCAGGAAGCGAUUCAGAGGAAGAGGUUAGCCAAGAAGAAAUGGGACAUUGACAGGACUGACGAAAGUAGACAGGAAUAUAAGGGGAUGAAACGUAAGGCAAAAAGAGAGGUAGCAAAGGCAAAGCAGAAGGCAUAUGAGGAGUUGUAUGGGAGGUUGGACACUAAAGAAGGCGAGAAGGACUUGUAUAGAUUGGCCAGACAGAGGAAUCAGGCUGGAAAGGAUGUGCAGCAGGUUAGACUUGUCAAAGAUAGGAAUGGUAAUGUUCUAACAAGUGAGGAGAGUGUGAUGGGAAGAUGGAAGGAGUACUUUGAGGAGCUAAUGAAUGAAGAGAAUGAAAGGGAAAGAAGAGUAGAGGUCAUAGGAACGGUGGAUCAGGAAGUAGAAAAGAUCAAUGAGAAUGAAGUUUGGAAAGCUUUGAAGAGGAUGAAGAAAGGGAAGGCAGUUGGACCUGAUAACAUACCAGUGGAAGUAUGGAAAUGUCUAGGUGAGAUGGCAGUGAGGUUUUUGACUCAAUUACUCAAUGCCAUUGUUGAGAGUGAAAAAAUGCCAGAGGAAUGGAGGAGAAGUGUGCUGGUGCCCAUUUUUAAGAACAAGGGUGAUGUACAGAGUUGUAACAACUACAGGGGAAUUAAGUUGAUGAGCCACACAAUGAAGAUCUGGGAGAGAGUUGUAGAAGCUAGACUUAGACAAGAUGUAACUAUUUGUGAGCAGCAGUAUGGUUUCAUGCCAAGAAAGAGUACCACAGAUGCCAUCUUUGCUUUGAGGAUGCUGAUGGAGAAGUACAGAGAGGGUCAGAAAGAGCUUCAUUGUGUCUUUGUUGAUUUAGAAAAAGCGUAUGACAGAGUACCAAGGGAGGAGCUGUGGUGUUGUAUGAGGAAAUCUGGAGUAGUGGAGAAGUAUGUCAGACUGGUACAGGACAUGUAUGAGGACAGCAGGACAGUGGUGAGAUGUGCUGUAGGAGUCACAGAUAGCUUUAAGGUGGAGGUGGGGCUACAACAAGGAUCGGCUCUGAGCCCCUUCUUGUUUGCUUUGGUGAUGGAUCGACUAACAGAUGAGGUCAGGCAGGAAUCCCCAUGGACUAUGAUGUUUGCAGAUGAUAUUGUGAUCUGUGGUGAGAACAGGGAACAGGUGGAAGAUAACUUGGAGAGGUGGAGAUAUGCACUUGAAAGAAGAGGAAUGAAAGUCAGCCGUAGUAAGACAGAGUACAUGUGUGUGAAUGGGAGAGAGACAGGUGGAACGGUGAGGCUACAAGGAGCAGAAGUCACAAAGGUGAAGGACUUCAAGUACUUAGGGUCAACUGUUCAGGAAAAUGGGGAGUGUGGUAAAGAGGUCAAAAAGAGAGUCCAGGCAGGAUGGAGUGGAUGGAGAAAAGUUUCAGGAGUGAUUUGUGACAAAAGGGUGACAGCAAAGGUCAAAGGAAAAGUUUACAAGACAGUGGUGAGACCAGCUAUGUUGAUGGACAAGGUUAGGAAUGAGAUAAUCAGAGGUACAGCACAGGUUAAACAACUAGGAGAUAAAGUUAGAGAGGCCAGACUGAGAUGGUUUGGACAUGUCCAGAGGAGGGACAGCGGGUAUAUUGGUAGAAGGAUGUUAGAUAUGCAGCUGCCAGGAAAAAGACAAAGAGGAAGACCAAAGAGGAGAUAUAUGGAUGCAGUUAGAGAGGAC